AUGGCCAGCAAGCAAGUAAUACUGUUUCUCUUCUGUGGCGAAAUCUGGAAAUCACUUUCUACAGCAAUACCCCAAGACGUUCCCAUGAAUAGAAGAAAUGCAUACACCAGUAUCAGGAGUCCAAGGGAAGACAAAGCUCCUCUGUAUCAACUGCAAGCAACUGGACUCAGUUUGCACAAAUCUGGACCAGCACUGACUGUUACGACAUCACCUUGGUUCCCCAAAGCACAUGCAGAACCUAGCAAUGGAAGCUGGAUAGCAGCACUGAUAAUUGGCAUCAUUUUGAUUAGUAUGAUAAUGGCUAUUAUUAUAAUUCUUCUGUGGAAAUGCUGCAGGAGGCCAGUUCUAGUUGAUUCAAAUUGGGCAGGUCGUUCUCCAUUUUCCGAUGGAGAUACACCAGAUGUCUUUAUGGACUCUGACCAGGCUACCAAACGUUCAUCAGUUUUAUUUAUGUUGCCUUGGAAAUUGCAACAAGACACAAGCUUACCGCACAACCCCGCUGCGUCAGAGAAACCAUCCAGCUGCACCACCAGUAAUGCGAACAGCCAACUGCCUCUGCCAGCAGAAGACAGCCCUGCAGCCAGCGUUUCGCUUCCCAACAGAGCUGCACCUCCAGCUCCCACCUCAGAGGUAGCAAGCUGUCCUCACCCAGCGGCUUCCCCCGAAUCCCCAGAUCUGCCACCUCCACCUGACUGGCUCAGGGAACCAACUGAGGAUCACAGUUCAGAUCUCGGCAAGUGCCAGGACUUUCCCUCAGGAACAGAGGAACAAUUUCCCCCACCGCCCGAGUUACUUAUCCAAGAGGUUCACGAACCACUGCCCCACCUGCUGCAGCCAGAACACCCUCUGUAGACUGCCAAAAUUGAUUUCCAGCAUACUUCACAUUUUUCUUAAAUGAAGUAUUCUUCAAAGAACUAAAAAAAAGGAGAAGUUGAUGCAGGCAAAAACAGUGAGACCACAGCACGGGCAUUUCCCCUUUGUUUCUUAACUUCAGCUUUCACAAAACAGAACAAGCUGCUUCUGCCUGAAGCAAAUCAUUUCAAAACACAACAUGGAUUGUGCCCACUAUUCGUCCAUAACUAGUGAUUCCAGAUUAUGGAGACUACAGAAAACAGAGUAUGCAUGCCUUUGUGUGUCAGGAUAGACAUGUAUGUAACAUGCACAGAGACUUGAAGCUUUCAAGAAACAGUACAGCUUUAGAGGUACUUUGAGCUUCUAAAAUUUGUUUGUUCUACUAGGCUGUGUAAGUGAAUGCAAUGAAUUCAAGUUAAUUUUAAUAAAGCUUUCUAAUUCCAA
Grus americana (Whooping crane) is the source of this 1296-nucleotide messenger RNA. RefSeq names its product ecotropic viral integration site 2B (gene EVI2B). Bases 1 to 852 code for a protein of 283 amino acids. The transcript has a single exon. Gene Ontology annotation, biological process: regulation of stem cell division; positive regulation of neutrophil differentiation. NCBI's taxonomy places the organism in Eukaryota, Metazoa, Chordata, Aves, Gruiformes, Gruidae. The record is from RefSeq and is a predicted model, not a curated record.